GAAAAUCUGGUCACCUUACCCAAAUCCUGUGCACGUUUCCUGGAAGUUGCCACCAUUGGAUCCAGAAAUCUAAUUAUUAUAUUACGAGGGGCUAAAGCAGCUUUAGCAGGCAACGUUUCCUCGCAAAAAGAAUCCCAGUUAUAACUGCAAAGUGAUGCCGUAAAAUACUCCGGCUUUCCCUUCGCUUCGGCCCCGCCCGAAGAGGAGCAAAGCUUCCGCGAUCUCUCGGCCAAAAGGCUGGAAUAAGAAGAGAAGGGGGCGCUGCCUCGAGAGAGGUAGCCCCGCUAGCUGAAGGAAGUGUCUGUUUCCACUCCAACCUGGAAGUGAAAGGAGACGCCGGUCGAGCGGAGGCCAAGCCUGUUUGGGAGCCCGAUCGCUUGCCGCGGUCCUGGUACUGUCACUGCGGCCAUGUUCCAAGGAGGCAAGCUGGAAGUGGCAGGGGCAGGCGGCAGCCUCCGGAAACAUCGGAGCUCCAGCGAAUCGCUGCCCAGCUGCAGCUCCCAGACAAACCAUAAAGGGCAGGAUCGGAAGGAGCAAAAGCGAAAUAAGCGGAUUGUGCAACAAAUCCAACAGAUCCAGCAUCUGGAGUCCUUUUUUAGUGGAUUUCUUUUCUUUCUGUUGCAGGAAAAUGAGACUAAACCAGAAGACUGCAUUCCUGAUGUACCUGGCAAUGAAAAUGCACGAGAAUUUUUAGCACAUGCUCCAACCAAAGGAUUAUGGAUGCCUUUAGGAAAAGAGGUCAAGGUUAUGCAAUGCUGGAGAUGUAAACGAUAUGGACACCGAACAGGAGAUAAAGAAUGUCCUUUCUUCAUCAAAGGCAACCAAAAAUUAGAACAAUUCAGAGUAGCACAUGAAGACCCCAUGUAUGAUAUAAUAAGAGAAAAUAAACGCUAUGAAAAAGAUAUGAGGAUAGAACAGUUAAAACGGUUGCUGGAAGACUCCACAUCAGAUGAAGACAGCAGCAGUGAAAAUUCCAGUUCUUCAGAGAGUCAGGUGAAGCACAAGAAGAAGAAAAAGAAAAAGGAAAAGAAGAAGAAAAAGAAAAAGAGAAAACGCCGAUCCUCUAAAUCAAGCAAAAAGUCUGAAUCAGAUUGAGGAGAUAGUUGCCUUUAUGUCAAUAAGUUAUAAAAGAUCCAAAGAACAUUCCUUCAUUUCUGUUUUACCUGCAUCCUCUUCCUUUCUUGCGUUGGAAAACCACAACAACAACAAAACAAGAAAGUUUAUUUUGUAUCUGUAUGAGAUGCUGCUAAAGAAAACUGCUUAAUUUAUACUCUGACUUGAAUCCUGCAGACUCUUUUUAGCUAUUUUUGUAAAAGGUCCUCCACCCUUAACUUUAAUAAUCAAUCAAUGUAGGAAAGGGGAAACAACCAAUAAGAAGUUCCAAACUACCAAUAGGAAAGUUCCAAAAAUAACUCUCAAGAUUUACACAAAUAUCUUUUCAUCAAAGUUUUGUAUGAUUUCAAACCUUUAUUGUCAGAGUACAACAUAUAUACAAUGAGAUUGGCUGAACCUCCCUUCAUGCAAUCCCACCACCACAAUACAACUCACAGUGAAAGACAAAAAAAUCCCUAGCCCAGUGAAUCCUACUAACAAAAACCUAUUGCACCAUGUGAACUUAUUACACAUUGUGCCAGCCCCGCAAAUCAAUCAGACUAUGUUGUUGUAGAGCUAUUUUUCAUUCAGGAGUCUGACAGCCCACAGAUAAAAACUGUUCUUCAUCUCCUUCCAGAUGGUAAGAGAAUAAAGAAGGGCUGACCAGGGUGUGAGUCAUCCCUGAGGAUUUUCCUCACUCUUUUAAGGCAGAGAGUCCUAGUGAUGUUGUCUGGUGUUUUGUGCUGUGCUCACCACCCUCUGUAAUGUCUUUCUAUCCGUGGCUGUCAAGCCAGCAUCCACACAGGGCCGGAUUUAGAUGAAAAGAGGCCCUAGGCUAUUCCACUUAUGAGGCCCUUUCACCUCCCAUUUUUAAGCU
Thamnophis sirtalis is the source of this 1969-nucleotide messenger RNA. The record is from RefSeq and is a predicted model, not a curated record. NCBI's taxonomy places the organism in Eukaryota, Metazoa, Chordata, Lepidosauria, Squamata, Natricidae.